Messenger RNA from Phalacrocorax carbo (great cormorant), 2922 nucleotides. The record is from RefSeq and is a predicted model, not a curated record. NCBI's taxonomy places the organism in Eukaryota, Metazoa, Chordata, Aves, Suliformes, Phalacrocoracidae.
UGGGCGGAGCGGCGGGGCGGGGAGCGGCGCGGCGCGGCGCGGCGGGGAGCGCGCCCGCAGAGAGCCGCGCUCAGCGCCCGCUCGGCAGCGCCUCCCGCCGCCGCGGCACCAUGUGGCAGCCAGCCACGGAGCGGCUGCAGCUUUGAGGUUUCAUGCAACUCCUUGUGCCUCCCCUUCACAAACCUGCAGUUUCUGGCCCGGUGAUGGAACUCACACUUCCAAGGACUUACCCCACUGAGAAGACUUGGGAUUUUGUUUUCUUCAACAACUAUCACGGACAGAGUUCAGAUCGCUUCCUUGGGGGUGUCCAGUGGGGCUGCCUGGGGCAGGAAAUAGCCCCAUCAGAAAUACUGGGCUUGCUGCAGGGUUUGCAGAGGCAAAGGGCAGCCUUUCUGUUCAUCACGGCAAGCCUGGGACACGUCUCUAAAUGAUCGAGAUGACUGCCUUUUGUAACCAAGGGUGAUGGAAAGCCCUGGCACUUCAGCACAGUGAAAAAUAUUCACUGAAGUUCUAGUUAGUCACUGCUUAACUGUUCCUUUCCUGAAGCCGCGCUCCUACAUCCUUCUCAGAUUUAAAAUGCUGACAAGUUUCAGGCUUCAGAAGUAGUGGAGCUCAUCUCCCCUAAGGAAAGUCACUUUUGAAGAGAUUGCGAGCUGCAAGUGCUAGCUGAAAUGAGUUACAGCAAGAACUUCACCUGGAAAGAGACAUUCCAGAGCUGCAGUUUAGCGAUUUCACCCCUGUGGCUGGACAAGCUCCCACUCGUUUUCUGAGUCUGGAAUGGGCUUCAGCAGCACUUUCAGACCAUGUUAAAGACUAAGUUGAAUGUCCUAACGCUUCGGAAAGAGCCUCUCCCGACAGUGAUCUUCCACGAACCAGAAGCCAUUGAGCUGUGCACCACAACUCCCCUCAUGAAGACCCGGACUCACACUGGAUGCAAGGUUAUAUAUUUGGGUAAGGUUUCCACAACAGGGAUGCAAUUUUUGUCAGGCUGCACAGAGAAACCAGUCAUUGAAUUAUGGAAGAAGCACACGCUCGCCAGGGAGGAUAUUUACCCAGCUAAUGCCCUUCUGGAAAUUCGCCCUUUUCAAGUCUGGCUGCAUCAUCUGGACCUCAAAGGUGAGGCGACAGUCCACAUGGAUACCUUUCAGGUAGCACGUAUAGCCUACUGCACUGCUGACCACAAUGUCAGCCCAAACAUCUUUGCUUGGGUCUAUCGGGAGAUCAACGAUGACUUGUCCUACCAGAUGGACUGCCAUGCUGUAGAGUGUGAGAGCAAGCUGGAGGCUAAGAAGCUGGCCCAUGCCAUGAUGGAGGCCUUUAAGAAGACUUUUCACAGCAUGAAAAGCGAUGGCCGGAUCCACAGGACCAGCUUGUCAGAGGAAGUGUCUCAUGAAUUUGAAUCUGAUGAUGGCUGACUGGAAUCAUUCACGGAUCAGCAAAGGCAGAAGUGGCCUAGGGAAUGAGAGCUGAUAGAAGAAUAAGCAACAAUUGAAAUUGGGGAAUGAAAGGACUGCCAAACACUUGUCUGACCAGCUUUUUAAAUCAAAAGAGCAAUUCAGUACCUACAGAUAUGCAUCAUUAAAGUAAUUACAUUACAUUGAAAUCUGCUGCUAUUGUAAAAGUGAGGAAAAAAAGCUCUCUCCCUCAUCUUUCUCACCCACCCAUCACUACCCCUUUCUUGUCUCUGUAGUUCAGGUGCAUCCCAUUAAGUAGAGUCAUUCCUAUUUGUCCUGUAAGACUGGUCAGGCAAUUUUAUUAGUUGCUCCUCUGACAUUCCUAGCUGGGGGCUGAUGCUGAUGCACAAAAGCAAGUAGCCCUGGAAAGCCCUAAUGGUUCCUGAAGAAUCUUUCACCGUGAUGCAUCACAAAAAUCCUUUGACAUACAUAGGCUAAGACAGCCAUACAUAGCCUUUUAGACUAAUGGCCUGGCAUUCUGCAGUUAAUUCACAUUUCACAGAUAGUAAAUGAAAGAAGAUGCUUGUAUGUACACAUUAUAUCAUAUGCUAUCCUUUAUUUUAUUCAUUGUACCUAUUUUCUUAAUAUACCUGCUGCCAUGUCUUUCACCCAACACCAGUAGUUGCAGUUUCAGACUUAUAUACUGCAGGAUACCAAAAAGGGGCAGGCAGAAAUACUCCGUGAUGGCUAGGGGUACAGCGAGCCAGCACCGCUAUCUGUGCAUUUUCCAACCCUGAUGGGCUCCGCAGGAGGGGGACCCACUGGUAAGAGUUGAGGGACACUUGGGUCUGCCAGUGUUUGAACUGUGACUUCUCAUCAACCUCAGGUCUGAAGUGAUAUGAGCAUGGUAGCCUCAACUCCAUGUUACCAGUCUCUGCAUUGCUGGUCAGGUGGCCCUGGUGGGGGGAUGGAGCUGGUAGUGCCUCGUCACACAGUCAGGGCUGCGUUACUGUAAAGAUCAAAGGAAACAGUUCCUUAGGAGUCAGGUUUGAACAUCUGUUCUGAUUGAGAAGCUCGUGUUAAGAUUCCCGUAUCUUUCCUUGUUCACAGAUAUACAGUCAUGCCUUUCUUAAAUGCAGAUGUUUAAUAAAACUCAAAUAAAAGGAAAAACUUGUUUCACUUCAUAUUUUUUAAGGCCAAGAGCAGAUCAAUAGUUUGCAAGCAAUGCUGCUCCUUUAUAUGGUUUUGUUCAUAGUUAUGGUAAUGUUAGGGGCACUAGGGCACCUUACAGAAGCCUUAAAAGAAAGCUAAUCAAAGCAGAUAGAUCUAUGUCUGUUUUGUGGGUCUAAUAUGUUUGUAUGUGAGUGUAUGUGUGAGUCCAGUGUUAUAGCAUGUAGACUGAGCAUGGAGACACAUUGAGGAGGGCCCACACCUCUUGAAAAUAUGCUUGUUGCUUUACAAUGUAUGUAAACUCUUCUCCAGCAUAAAUGCAUUCAUACUUUAAUAAAAAAAAAUGUUUUCUGUUAAA